CACGUCAUCUAAAUGUAAAAAUGCUUCCAAAUUUCCUGGAGAAGUGCCCAUCUAUUUCACGAGUUGGACUUAUUCGCCUGAUUUAUGGAUGUUGGUUUUUAAGUUGUUACUUAGAAAAAGGGAUGAGACACCGAGGGAAAUGAAAAGUGACGUUGAUUUUUCAUUAGCACUACAUGCAUUUGUUAUCGUCCAAUAGGCUUCUCGUUUGUACAAUUUAAUCGAUCACACCGAGGUCCUGUUUUAGGUUUUAACUUUUAACCAAAACAACAUCCGACUUUGACGGUUUCUGGUCCAACCGAAACUGUACUGGACGGAGCAAUCUUUUAACCAAAACUACAUCCGUGAUCCGACAUUGACGGUUUCCGGUCCAACCGGAAGUGUACUUGAUGGUGAAUUGGGGAAGCGGGAUUGUUCUCAAGUCGCACGCAACGCAAAUCACCGGAAUGACUCUGUUUCUGCUCUCUUCCUCGACUCUCGCCAUUAAUCCACGAACCGCAUCUACCAUGGAAUCCGAAUCCCAGCAACACACUGAACUGCUCGCUCUCCCGCUCGGCUCCCCGCGUUGCUCCCUCGGUUCUCUCCGUCGUCCAACCAGGAGCCGAAGUUGUAUCUCCUUCUCUGGAGAGCGCGCCGAUAAUUCCGGCCGGCGAAGAAGAGCCGCAAGUUAUUAAUGGAUCCCAGGGGAAGAAUUGGAGGUCAAACCGGCGAUUUCUUGGAAGAGAGUCAAGAAGAAGAGCAGAGAAGACGAGGAUAGCUUUCGACAGUCGACACUAGGUUCAAGAAUGGAGAGGAGGUGUGUUUACGAGGAAUUGUGCUAGUUUGAGCUCUUCUCGUUGAGAAUAUCGUCAACGGAUGAUUUGUUAGAGGAAUUGAUGUUUCCAAUUCUUCCAGGUUUUGGCGGAAAAUGCGUAUCUAGUCGGGGUUGACCGCAAAGGUGACGCGGAGAAUUCUUUUGGCAUAGAGGAGUCUCUCAAGGAAUUGGCAUAAGCUUGCUGACACUGCUGGACCUAUACUCGUUAGUUCGACGUAUCAGAAGUGAGCGUGGUUUCUGCUGUUUCUAUUGUGCUUUAAGAAGUAGGAAUCAAUGGUGCUAAUGACUGAUGCUCAACUUGUGUACCUAGAUAAGGUACAUUGUGUUGUCAAUGAAUAUGACAUGAUUUCACCUUAUGAACGUUUUAUCAGCAAGAAGCUCACGCCACAUUUAUUGUUGUUUUUGUUGCAGACUAACUACUCUAAAUGCGAGGUCAUACGUUGGCUCUGGCAAGGUUUCAGAAUUUAAGAGUGCGAUUCAUGCUCUACAGGUCGAGACUGUGAUAUUUGACGAUGAGCUUUCUGCUGGGUAGGAUAUCUCAACUUGUGAACUAUUUCAUCUGAACUUGUGAUAGCUUCUCAUUGAGCUAAUCUUGAUCACCAUACAUUGAUGUGGAAAUCGUGUUUGUCAACAAUCUACUGCACUUCAUAUUUGAUAUCCUAGGAGCUUAUGUUUAUUCCAGUAAUCAAUGUUUCGUCCAGCUAAAGGAACUUGGUACUUUAGUUGUGUUGUCUUAAGGCUUUAUCGAUACAUAGCUGUUGCUGCAUUUACAUCUUUGUGUUCUUCAUGUUUCCUUUAUGUUCUCGUGGUUUUCCCAGGUUGUCAAUGUUGUCUCACUAUGCUCUAUUCAAAGAUGAGAUCUUAACUAAAUGUUCUUAUUUCUUUUUGUUCUUUUAUCAAAUGUGCUUGUUAGUAUUACUGACAACUGAGCAUCUGUGGAUUUUUUUUCAUAGUCUUAUAUUCCAAUUUUCUUCGUUCAAAUGGCAGCAACUUCGUAAUUUAGAGAAAAGUUAAGAGUCUGUGAUCGCACUGCCCUCAUCUUGGAUAUCUUCAACCAGAGAGCAGCAACUCAUGAAGCAUCUAUACAGGUAAAUUUUUUGUAGGUUUGACUGUGGUCUGACUAUGAAUACACUAUUUGUCUGAUUCAGAAGCAAAAAGGGAACUGUAUUAGGCGGAUAGCCCAUCUUCCAUUAAUUGAUGCUUCUGCUAUGACAUUUACAUUUUACAAUAUGUAGGUAGAGUAUACAAAUGCUAGGAAGAGUACUCUCUUAAACCAAUUAAGUGGAGCAGGUGUUCUAGCUGAGGAUCGACUAUGUGCUACCCUUGAUCCUACUACUAGAAAGGUUCAGGUAAGCAACUUGACUAAUGGCAACAUCUUUGCAGUUUGCAUCGACUUGCAGUUUCCGGACAUCCUGAGGGUAGUCAAACUUCCCACAUAUUCAAAAUUUGUAGCUAAUAUAAGUAAAGAUUCAGCUCUAAUGUCAGGUUGGUUUUGUAUGGAUAUUGUUAGAAAUUGAUUUGAUGGCUAAUAAUUUGAACUACCAGAUAAAUUUGACAGGAACCUGAAAUAAUUGUUGUUUGGUUAUGGCCCAGAUGAAGAAUGGAAAUGAGUUCCUCCUCACUGAUACUGUUGGUUUCAUCCAAAAGUUACGCACUACCCUGGUAAGGCUUUUUUUCUUCUUAGAGGUGGCUUUUCAUUAACUUUCUACUCGUGUUUUCCAUUUUUGCUUGCUUCAUUCUCAAAUGCUAGUUAGUCAGUCAUGUUUUACCAUGACUUCAUGGGAAGCAUCUCUAAUGGGUGGUUUUGGACAGGUUGCCGUUUUCAGAGCAACACUAGAGGAGAUAUCUGAGUCUUCGUUGAUGGUGCAUGUGGUUGACAUAAGGUAUGUUGUUUUUAAACAAUUAAUUUGAAAUCUAUUCCACACGAUGCUUUUUAUCUUAUGCGUCCACAAUAUUUCAGUCAUCCUCGAGCAGAGCAACAGAUAGAUGCAGUGGACAAAGUCUUGUCAGAACUAGAUGUGCCAUCAAUUCCAAAAUUAAUGGUUUGGAAUAAGGUACACUGGUAACAUUUGCUUAGAGAGUCUUCUAUUUUCUUAGUAAUCCAUUGAGCUUCAUUUUGUACUUCAUUUUUGUCAUGAUACUGUAACUAAGCAUGAUUGAUACUUUUCAGACAGCUCAUAUCUGAAGACUAAAGCCACAGUACACGCCAACCAGAGGAAAGUGCAGUGGACCAGACAUGGGAGAUUGUUGUCUGCACAGAUAUGCAUCGUCAAGGUAUGGCCCUGGAGCAGUUAGUAGCAGAAACAACUCCACAACCCAAAAAUGGACUCACUUCACAUGCAUCCACCUCCGGAGGUUGAAGACAAAGUCAAAGCUAUCUGGAUUAGGUGGUGGUACUGAGGGAUUUGGUUUCAGCUGGUGGGGUGGUGGUCAUGCUCCUAUUUCCGGCAGUGGAUCUGGAGGUCUGUUUCCUGGAUACUAUCAGGUUUCCUGCCCUCAGGCUAAUGACAUUGUCGUCUCGGUGCUGAAAAGGGCCAUAUCAAGAGAUCCCAGGAUGGCUGCUUCCUUGCUCAGACUCCAUUUCCAUGAUUGCUUUGUGCAGGGUUGUGAUGCAUCAGUGUUGUUGGACAGUGCUGCGAAGAUUGCUAGCGAGAAGAAUGCAGGUCCAAACAGGAACUCACUCAGAGGGUUUGAUGUGAUUGACGAGAUCAAGGCUGAGUUGGAAAAUGCUUGCCCUCAAACCGUCUCUUGCGCGGAUAUUCUUGCCAUGGCAGCUCGUGGCUCUACUGUACUGAGCGGUGGACCAAGCUGGGAGCUCCCCUUGGGAAGAAAGGACGCCAGAACAGCAAGCCUCAGCUUGUCCAACCAGAACAUCCCGCCUCCAAACUCCACCAUCCAAACCCUCAUCUCCCUCUUCAGACGCCAAGGCCUGAACGAGAUCGAUCUCGUCUCUCUCUCUGGAGGGCACACGAUUGGCAUGGCAAGAUGCACUACGUUCAAGCAGAGGCUCUACAACCAGAACAGGAACAACCAGCCCGAUCUGACUAUGGAGAGGACUUAUUACUUGGGGCUAAAGUCGGUCUGCCCACAAUCAGGCGGCGACAACAAUAACAGCCCUCUGGAUGCCUCCUCACCAGCAAGAUUCGACAACACCUACUUCAAGCUCAUCCUGUGGGGGAAAGGGCUGUUGACUUCGGACCAGGUGCUGUUUUCUGGCAAUGUCGGGAACACGAUGCAGUUGGUGAAGAGAUAUGCAGAGGACGAGGGGCUUUUCUUUGAGCAGUUUGCCAAGUCUAUGGUCAGAAUGGGGAACAUUGGCGCUCUUACUGGGUUUAAGGGUGAAGUUAGAAAGAAUUGCCGCCGUGUAAAUUAGUUGAUUUAUCGUUGAGGUGUGUCUUCUGUUUGAAUACGGUUACACGGGAUGUCUCUAAGUCGCAGUAUCAUUGUAAUGUAAUCUUCUACUAUGUACUAUCGUCGAUAAGUUGUUAGUGUUGAAGUUGAAUUAAGGAUCUUGAGUGAAAUGAGGAAAGAGAGGUUUGCUUCAGAAUUGAGUUAAUUACUUAAUUUCUCUAUAUUUUUUUUGUUUAGCCAAGAUUAAUGAAAUAAGGACGAAGCU
This is a messenger RNA of Linum trigynum, 4427 nucleotides long. NCBI's taxonomy places the organism in Eukaryota, Viridiplantae, Streptophyta, Magnoliopsida, Malpighiales, Linaceae. The record is from the annotation of a GenBank genome assembly.